GCGCUGUCCAGAUUUGCAGCUAGGCCCUAGAUUAAAAUAAGGGUUUUUUGUUUUUGUUUAUUUGACCGAAUUUUAAGUUGAUAAAAAGUUUAUUUAAUACCUCCUGGUACUACAGUGCAGUAGUACCAUUGCUGCGUUCGUUGAUUACUGUACCUGCAAUGCCAAAGUACAAUAAAAGGAAUACUGGGUUGAACAUCUACUACAGAAGACAAAAAAUUAGGCUGAAGAGAGAGAAAUGCAGGCGGCCAGUCCCAGCAAGUGAUAUAGGUAAAUUUGACUGUAUAUGUGAAAGAGUAUCAUUGGUAGCUUUACAUGAGACAGAGAGAGAGAAAAGCAUGCCUUUAUUCUGACAUCGUUAAUGGGGCCUAAUUGCAGUUACCUACUCAGUGCCUUGGAUUAUGAUUCUUCAAAAACAACAGAACAAAUCACAACCUUAACAUACUAGAGAGAAGCGAGCGAGGCAUUGCAGAUACAGUAAUUAUUGAAAGCAGCAGUGGAAGUAGUAAUUAGUGAGAUCAUGGUGCCGGGACCAAGCUUGAGAUGGAAGAAAGAAAGAUAAGAAAAAAAGAAAGAAAACAAGAGAAAAUUACUAGGACAGGGGAAAUGCUGGUCAAAUGAUGUUUGUUUAGUCUGGAUUACAUUACCAAUGGCAACGACUGACUGGGAGGCAAGCUGGAAGGCUGGAAAAAUUGGUUUUCACUCCAAGGCACUUAACCCUAUGUUGGAAAAACACGCAAGUAAGAUACUUGAUGGCCAAAAGAAUUGUAAAGUUUUUGUUCCGCUUUGUGGAAAAUCUGUAGACAUGAAAUGGUUUGCAGAUCAGGGGCAUAAUGCUGUUGGUGUUGAAGUUGUUGAGAUGGCUAUUACUAGCUUCUAUGAGGAACAGGGUAUAGACUAUACCAAGGAAUCGGUACCAAAACUGCCAGGAGCAACUGUUUAUAAGAGUAAAGAUGGCAAAAUUACAUUAUAUAAUGCUGAUAUAUUUUCAAUGACAAGUGAUAUUAUUGGUAAAUUUGACUGUAUAUGGGAUAGAGCAUCAUUGGUAGCUUUAAACAAGACGGAUCGAGAAAGGUAUGCCCCUACUCUGACGUCGUUAAUGGGGCCUAAUUGCCGUUACUUGCUCAGUGUCCUUGAUUAUGAUCCUUCCAAAGCAAAAGGACCACCCCACAAUGUGCCCAACUCAGAGGUUGCAACACUGUAUGAAUCAAGUUGCAAGAUUGAGAAAAUUGACACAUCACUUUAUCAUCCAUCAAAAUUUGCUAAAGAUGUUGAAUGUGUGCAAACAUUAUUCUUGAUGAAGCCAAAAUAGUAUGUUUUAAUACAGGGGUGAUCAUAAAAAUUGGUCGGAGGGCCAAAAUGAAUUUUUGAUUUAUUUCCUGUAACUUUGAUGUUUCCAGUGUGCUUCCAAAAAUGUUCAUUCACUGUUUUUAUACUACUUUUAUGCCCGUUUUUAAUAUUAAUUUUUGAUAAGUGUUGGGCCAUAAUAAAACAAUCACCGCCGGCUGUGUCACCAGCAUGCCGCACUAAUAUUUCAGGAUUAUAGUUAGAUGUAAAGUGCAAAAUUCAACUUUUUAUAACAUUGGUGUUUAACACAUCAAUUGUUCAACGGCUCGACACGAAAUGUGGAGUGGGGGAUUGAUAAUUAAGUGAGUGGGCACUAUCACAAAAUCAGGUGAUAUUAGUUGAUUUUUAACUACUAGAGUGUAAUUUUUUUGCUUUGGACAUUUUUCAUUGGUGGGGAGACUGGAGGAAUAGGCCUUUUUUGCAGCAGCUAUCAGGUUGUUAAAUGGUAAACUCUGAAUGUGACUGAUAAUGUUUUUCUGGAAUUUACAAGUUGUUAUAGCUUUGUUUUGUGUUACAUAAAUGAAUCAUGAGGUUUAAAUACAAUGUUAAACAAGUGGCAAUAAAGAGAGAACUUGAACUACA
This is a messenger RNA of Anneissia japonica, 1926 nucleotides long. RefSeq names its product thiopurine S-methyltransferase-like. Bases 647 to 1309 code for a protein of 220 amino acids. The record is from RefSeq and is a predicted model, not a curated record. NCBI's taxonomy places the organism in Eukaryota, Metazoa, Echinodermata, Crinoidea, Comatulida, Comatulidae. The transcript is spliced from 13 exons. Gene Ontology annotation, molecular function: thiopurine S-methyltransferase activity.